AUGGUCAAAGGGAAAUUGUACGGCAACAAAGACAACUUCAGAACCCAAAAGGUCCUAAUUGCAGCCAAACUUGGGAAAUGCGAUCUGCAACUAGCCGGAGACCAUCCGCCCACUGACAAAUUCCCGCUAGGAGUGACUCCCGCAUUCGAUGGAGACGUAGCAUUGUUCGGUGCUGAGUCGAUUGCCAUUCACGUUGCGGGAUGUGACAGCAACUGCGCCAAGAACUGGGCUGAAAUUGUCCAAUGGCUCCAGUGGGCUGAGGGUAGCCUCCUACCUACAGUUCUCGGAUACGUUUUGCCCUCAGUUUCUGCUGCUAAUCUUGAUAAGAAGAUUGUUGACACCUACAAGGCAGAGCUUUUGGCUCAACUUCAACACCUUGAUGAGGCUCUUCUCACUAGGACUUUCUUGGUUGGAGAACGUCUCUCACUUGCAGAUAUUUCUGUUGCGCUGGAUCUUCUGCCUGCCUAUCAGCACGUUCUUGAUGCUGCGACCCGCAAAAAGAUCGGAAAUGUCACAAGGUGGUUCCAAACCGUCGUACAUCAGCCCGCUGUGAAAGAUGUUCUCGGCGAUGUUCACCUCUGUGAUAAAGUUUCACAAUUCAAUCAAUCCAAGUUCAAUGAGUUUUCCUCCAAGCACGCUCCAAAGCCGGAGAAGAAGAAAGAAGAGAAGAAAAAGGACCACCAUAAGCCUGCCCAGAAGCCCAAAGAACCAGAGGAUGAUGAAGCCGAAGAAGGCGCGGUUGCCGAGAAGUCGAAGGAUCCAUUUGCCGAUAUGCCCAAGGGUACUUUUGUGAUGGACAACUUCAAACGUGUGUAUUCAAAUGAAGAUACUGCCACGAAGGCCAUCCCGUAUUUCUGGGAUAACUUUGAUCCUGAGGCCAAUUCAAUCUGGUACUGUGAGUACAAAUACCCUACCGAGCUCACCCUUACUUUUAUGAGCUGUAACCUAAUCUCAGGAAUGUAUCAACGACUGGAGAAGCUCAAGAAGAAUGCCUUCGCUUCUAUGAUUUUGUUCGGUACUGACAACAACUCGUCUAUUAGCGGUGUCUGGGUUUGGAGAGGCCAUGAACUCGCCUUUACCCUUUGCCCAGAUUGGCAGGUUGACUACGAGUCGUACGAGUGGAAGAAGCUCGACCCCAAAGACGAGAAGACCAAGAAACUUGUAAAUGAAUAUCUUAUGUGGGAAGGUGACUUUGACGGAAAGAAGUUCAACCAAGGGAAGAUAUUCAAGUAA
Necator americanus (New World hookworm) is the source of this 1233-nucleotide messenger RNA. RefSeq lists its product as uncharacterized. Gene Ontology annotation, molecular function: translation elongation factor activity. Gene Ontology annotation, biological process: translational elongation. The record is from RefSeq and is a predicted model, not a curated record. Gene Ontology annotation, cellular component: cytoplasm; nucleus. Lineage: Eukaryota; Metazoa; Nematoda; Chromadorea; Rhabditida; Ancylostomatidae. Bases 1 to 1233 code for a protein of 410 amino acids. The transcript is spliced from 10 exons.